Moneuplotes crassus is the source of this 348-nucleotide messenger RNA. NCBI's taxonomy places the organism in Eukaryota, Ciliophora, Spirotrichea, Euplotida, Euplotidae. The record is from the annotation of a GenBank genome assembly.
UAUGGAUAAGAUUGUACCCAUAAUUGAUCAAAAUAUUGACGAAUACAAAGUCGAAGAGACUGAAGUCAAUCUGCUUGAGAACUGCUAUAGCUAUUACAGUAGCUCUUCAGGCGAGCUUUCGAGCAACAAUAAUGAAGAUAGUGAUGACGACUCUUUGCUAUAAUGUUAGGGAGAACGGAGAGUCCAGCUUCUAAACUUACAAACAAGCAGUCAUCCUUAAUCAGUGAUGCCAGCAUCAUGGACGAUUGGAAACUAGAGAAUGACACUACAAAUAGGGAAGAACGCAAGCAGGGGGAAAUACCUAGAGACUUUAAACUUGAUAAUCAGAAGUCACCACCUCAAAAAGAU